Messenger RNA from Phoenix dactylifera (date palm), 807 nucleotides. NCBI's taxonomy places the organism in Eukaryota, Viridiplantae, Streptophyta, Magnoliopsida, Arecales, Arecaceae. The record is from RefSeq and is a predicted model, not a curated record.
AUGCUCGACAAGAAAGUCGAGAACCUGGAGCGUCAGAUUGAGGCGCUCCGUGGCAGGAAGACAGGACGCGAUGGUGACUUCGAGUUCACCACGAGGUCCCCCUUCUCCCAGCAAAUUGAAGAAGAGCCGGUCCCACCAAGGUUCAAGAUGCCUCAGGUGGAGCCCUACAACGGCAGGACCGACCCCCUUGACCAUCUGGAAAGCUACCGGGCCUUAAUGGCCUUGCAAGGAGCCUCGGAGGCUCUACUUUGUAAGGCCUUUCCAGCGACACUUCGAGGAGCAGCCUGGCUCUGGUUUACUGGGCUAAAGCCUAGCACCAUUUCCUCCUUCGAACAGCUCGGCAGGCAGUUCGCCAGCACUUUUGCUGCCAGCCGACCUCAGCGGCGGACCUCUGACUCCCUCCUCGACAUAAAACAAAAGGAGGGAGAGUCUCUCAGGGAGUACCUGGACCGUUUCACUGCUGCAACAUGGGAAGUCCGGGAGCUUGACCAGUCAAUCGCCAUGUCAGCACUGAAGACGGGGGCCCGGUCUUAUAGAUUCCUCUUCUCCAUCGAGAAGAACUUUCCCGCUGACCUCACAGAGAUGUUGGUUCGGGCGCGCAAGUACGCAAAGGCCGAAGAAGCGGUGGCUUCCAGGCGGAGCGGGGCCGAGCAGACCUCUAAGAAGCAGAAAAGGCGUCGCGAGGACCGAGGCCGCCCUGGAAGCCCGUCCCCGCGCCGAGCCGAGAACCCGCCUCGUCUGAGGCACCUGCCCCGGCUGCAAGGACCGCCUCGACAAAGGUCCCCUUCUCGCCCGAGGCCGCCAUAA